GUAAAUUUUGCAUACUGGAAAUGAAAAUGCAAGCAAUGAAUCUGAGAUUAUUGUGCUCAAUUCAAUUCCAAACCAUCCUUCUCUUGUUGGUUGUACUUCUACAUAUUAAAACUCUUUCUGUUUCUGGUAGUAGUAUUGCCACCUCAACUUAUUUCGGUGGGAAUGAGACUGAUCAUCAAGCUUUGUUGGCCUUCAAGAGACAGAUAACACGUGACCCUGAAAACGUUUUCAGCUCGUGGAAUGAUUCCUUCCAUUUCUGCGAUUGGGAAGGUGUUACUUGCGGCCGCAAGCAUAGAAGAGUCACUGUAUUACAUCUUCGGUCCAAAGGUUUGGUGGGUUCCUUGUCUCCAUGCAUUGGCAACCUCAGCUUCAUUAGGGAAAUAGUGCUGGCAAACAACACCAUUGGAGGCAAAAUCCCUGAUGAAGUUGGCCGUCUAUUCAGGUUGCAUGUAUUGUGGUUGUCUAAUAACUCCUUCCAAGGGGAAAUUCCUGCAAACCUUUCCCAUUGCUCCAACAUUAAGUUUCUAGCUCUUAGCACUAACAAUCUCAGGGGAGAAAUCCCAUCUUUCUUUGGGAACUUUAGCUCUCUCCAAGUUUUAUCUGCAAUCGAAAAUGUCUUUGGAGGACACAUUCUAGAUGCCUUAGGUCAAUUACGAAGCUUAAAUUUACUUGCACUGUCUGACAAUAAACUCUCUGGACAUAUUCCAGAUACCUUGGGUCAAUUAAGAAGCUUAACGUACCUUGGACUGCAUGAGAAUAAACUCUCUGGUUUGAUCCCUCCAUCUUUAUAUAAUCUUUCGUCUAUUACUGAUUUUUAUCUCUCUAAAAAUAAGCUUAGUGGAAGUCUUCCUACAAACUUAUUCCUCACCCUUCCGCAUCUCCAGUGGUUUCUAAUCUAUGAAAACCAAUUUACCGGAUCUCUUCCAGUCUCAUUAUCCAAUGCUUCAGAGCUACAGUAUUUCCAAGCUGCCACGAACAAUUUUACGGGAAAAAUUUCAGUCAAUUUUGGAGGCCUGCACCGUUUGGAGAUAUUAUUAAUUGAAGAUAAUAAUUUAGGAAGUGAAGAUGAUGAUGAUGAAAUGAAUUUCUUUCAAUCUCUAGUCAAUUGUAGCAGUUUACGAAAAAUAAAUCUUUCAGGGAAUCAACUAAAAGGUACGUUGCCUAAUGUUUUGGGCAAUCUUUCAACCCAGCUUACCUAUUUUGUAAUUGCAGAUACUCUUCUUUUUGGAGAGAUCCCUAUAGGAUUGGGUAAUUUGGUCAACUUGAGAACCUUAUGGAUGAGUGAUAACAAGUUUUCAGGGACAAUCCCGGAUGAUAUUACUGGUCUUAAAAAGUUACAGCGAUUAUAUUUAAAUAACAAUAGGCUCUCAGGAAUGUUACCAAUUACCCUCGGAAACCUAACAUCGAUAAAUGAACUGGAUUUAUAUAAUAACAAAUUGCAAGGAACUAUCCCAUCAAGUAUAGAAAAUUGCCAAAAUUUGUUGUUGUUAGAUCUUUCACAAAACAAUCUCACUGGCAUCAUUCCAAAGCAACUCUUUGCAGUUUCCAUGCUAUCAAUUAGACUUAGUUUAGCUCAAAACUUUUUCUUAGGAUCACUACCUUUUGAGGUCGGCAAUCUUGUCCAUUUAUAUAAGCUGGACUUAUCUGAAAACAAGUUGUUUGGUAAAAUUCCAAGCAGCCUAGCCUCUUGCACAAGUCUUGAGUACCUUUACUUGGAGGGUAAUUUAUUUCAAGGAGAAAUUCCAACAUCCUUGAGUUCUUCGAGGGGUAUUGAAGUCAUGGAUCUUUCCCGGAACAACUUCUCUAGUCAAAUUCCAAAUUUCUUGGAGAAACUCUCCCUCAAGAAUUUGAAUUUAUCCUUCAAUGAUUUUCAAGGAGAGGUUCCAACAAAAGGGGUUUUCGCAAAUGCUAGCGCAAUAUCACUCAUUGGAAAUAGUAGAUUGUGUGGGGGCAUAUCGGAACUAAACUUGCGGAGGUGCUUAGCAAAAGAAGAGAAGAAAAUAAAGUGGCCUUUUUCAGUCAAAGUGGUAAUCUCAAUGGCAUGUGUGAUUUUGGUAAUAACCAUAGUGUCAUUUUUCUUAUUUUAUUGGCGCAAAAAUAAAAGAAAUGAUAAUUCUUUAGAAUCUUCCUUGAAGCAAUCAUUUUUGAGAGUGUCUUACCAAAUGCUCCUUAAGGCAACUGAUGGAUUUUCAUUAGCAAAUUUGAUUGGUGUUGGUAGUUUUGGCUCAGUGUAUAAAGGCAUCCUUGGUGACGAUAGAUCAAUUGUUGCAAUUAAGGUACUAAAUAUUCAACGUCAAGGAGCUUCCAGGAGCUUCGUCUCCGAGUGUGAAGCCUUGAAAAAUAUUCGUCACCGAAAUCUUGUGAAGAUCAUAACUUGUUGCUCAAGUGUGGAUUUUCAUGGCAAUGAUUUUAGGGCUCUAGUUUACGAGUUCAUGCCAAAUGGAAGUCUAGAAAAUUGGUUGCAUAUGGAUCUAGAAACAAAUAUCAUGCAGGUAGAGAUCCGAAAUCUGAACAUUCUUCAAAGAACAAACAUUGCCAUUGAUGUCGCUUGUGCACUUGAUUACCUACACAACCAUUGCCCAAUGCCAGUUGUUCAUUGUGAUAUAAAGCCAAGCAACAUUCUUUUCGAUUGUGAUAUGAUUGCUCAUGUUGGAGAUUUUGGGCUUGCGAAGUUUCUUUUAAGACUUACCGAUUCGAAAGAAAGUAGUUCGAUUGGAAUAAGAGGAACAAUUGGGUAUACCCCUCCAGAGUACGGUUUAGGAAGUGAGGUGUCAACCAAAGGAGAUGUGUACAGCUAUGGAAUUUUAUUGUUGGAGAUGAUAACAGGAAAGAGACCCACAGAUAGUAUGUUUGAGGGAGGCCUUAACCUUCACAACUAUGCUAGCAUGGCCGUACCAGACGGUGUAAUGGAAGUUGUGGAUCCAAAACUUUUAAAUAAUGUUGAUGAAGUUCUUGGAAAUCACAACGGUUGCCUUGCAAAUAAAAUAAAGGAGUGUUUGAUAUCCACGGUCAAGGUCGGAGUGGCAUGCUCUAUGGAGUUGCCACAAGAACGAUGGGACAUUAGCAAGGCCAUCUCUGAGUUGCAUUUGGUUAGGGACAUUAUUCUUGGUGCUAGGAUUUAGCACAUCAUGCUUGGCUAUAUGGAAGGUCCAAAAAGUCUUGUGCUCCUUCAAAGUGUUACAUUGGAUGGAAAGACUUUUCUGGCAUUCUAGAUAGGCUUGCCUAUGGUUAUUCAUUGAAUAAGAAGUAUUUUGCAUGUUUCAUAUACCUUGUCUUCUAUAUGUUUCUUUUAUACACCUGAGUAGCUCAAAUAAUUUCCUACAAUCUUGUAUUAGUGUAUUAAAUCUAUUGUUAUAUAUUAUGCUUGGACAAUUAAAUAUCAACUUUAUUUGUAGAUGUAAAAUAAUUUUCUACAAAUAAGAAGAAUUAUUUUUCCCUUGCUAAUUCCCAUUCUUCAAAGCUUGAGCCCAUAAAAUAGAGGGAUGGUCGAUUUGGCUUAUCAGUGUAAAUUACAUAACAUGCUAUGUUUGCCUAAUUUUCAAUAACAAAAGUAAUUUGAUGAUCAUGCUUGACAAGAUAGGGCACACAGUAGAUACCAUACACAUAAUUUCAAGAUCCUGUUGGCUAGUCAACUCUAUUAUGGAUUUAAUUCUAUUAUAAAAGUCGAGCUAUAAUUGUUAAGAUGAAACUAAAAAAUUUGGAGUCACCUAAUCGUGUUGAAUAACAGUUAAAUUAAAAAGACAGUUUAUUAAUUAUACAGGACUUUUUUUAGAAGCUCCACAAGUAAUUAAUGCUCUUGUUGUUCAGCUAAGAUGGCUUCGUGUUUGACCUUGACGAGUACAAAAUCAUAUCGGGUAUGAGCAACAAGUGUAUUAGAUUAAGAUAAGUUGUUAUUCUGAUAGCCUUUACUUGGUAUUUGACGUGAAUGACAAGAAAAAGCCAAUAGAUGUGCUCAAAGGAUUUUUGAUUCUUAGUGGAGUCUUUCUUCAAAGAGAAAGUGGUAUCAUUCCUUAACACAUCAUGCCCACAAAGACCACCACUCCACUCCUAUGGGAUUUCCUCCCACUAUCCUCAGCUUGAUGAUUCAUUAUUUGUGGGAAUUGAGAUUGUUUUAUCCUCAGG
Quercus lobata is the source of this 4122-nucleotide messenger RNA. RefSeq names its product probable LRR receptor-like serine/threonine-protein kinase At3g47570. NCBI's taxonomy places the organism in Eukaryota, Viridiplantae, Streptophyta, Magnoliopsida, Fagales, Fagaceae. The transcript is spliced from 5 exons. Gene Ontology annotation, biological process: protein phosphorylation. Gene Ontology annotation, molecular function: protein binding; ATP binding; protein kinase activity. Bases 21 to 3122 code for a protein of 1033 amino acids. The record is from RefSeq and is a predicted model, not a curated record.